AAGUCUUCAUCAGUGGGCAGCAUACAACUAGGCCACUAAACUGAGUCAAUAGCUUUAUUCACUCGGUCAAUUUGACUAUAGAUUAUAGGAGGAGUCAUGUGAAAUAUAAUAUAUUAAUAUCGAAAUUCCAGUUCAUACCGAGAACGAAACUGCUAUUAUAAAGUUUAAAGGGAAGUAGCCGAGAACAGAAAGCAUUACCUAAGUUUCUGUUAAUGGUCUGCGAAAAUACACAAUAUAAUCUUGGAAUUUACCUCCACACUCACAGCUGAAACAUGGUGAAGAUGACCCCACUGUUUAUGUUCCUCGUCCUCUCUGCAACCAAAGAGCUGGUCAGAGGAGGCCAUACGUCUGUUCAUGUCCGGGAGGGAGAGAUGGCAGUGCUCCAGUGCCCACUGCGGACCACCAAGGCAGGGCACAGGGAGGGGAACCUGACCCUGGCAUGGAGAAACCACUCUGGGCCUGGGGAGCUCCAGGAGCCUGCUGUGUGGAGGUCUGAAGACACUCUCAUCAUCCUGAGGGUCUGGACCAACCAACAGGGGUCCUACUCCUGCUCUCUACUCGACGCCAGUGGCCAGCCCCUGAGAACAGCGUGGUUUAACAUCACAGUGUUCUCUGGCCAGUGUUACACAGAUAUGGAUGUGUACGUAUCCACUUGCUAUCUGAGACAGUCCUGUGAAAAGUUAACCUGCACGUCAGACAGCAUCCCACAAAACUUCACAACACAUAAUUAUACGUGGUACAAGAACUGUAACACAGAGUUACCCACUGACUUUGGUGAUGGAUACCUGACGAGUGCUUCUGAGAGUGACAGUGGUUACUAUACCUGCACUUCAUACUACACAUACAACUCUAGCCUCCAUGAUGGACAGGUGUUUACCUUGUCCAGAACCAUGGAGAGGACAGUUAAAAAAGGAAGUUCCCAGGUUAUGCCAAAGAUCAUCAAACCUCAGGAUGGGGAGGUUAUUGAAGUAGAUAUGGAGGUAGUUAUCAAAGUGUUAGUGAAUGUUGUGUUUUCUCCAGGAUCCACUGUGGUGGUGGUCUGCAGUGCUGUCCUGUCCUCUGCAAUUGACCUCUUACACUGGAUGGAAAACAUAUCUUUUGUGGAGAAGAACCAGGAGACCCUACCAGUGUUUUAUAACACUUCAGAAGAGAAUGGCCACCAGCAGGCAUCGCUGGUGAUCAGGCAGGUGUCGGAGGAGCAGCUCAGGAACACAUACACCUGUCAAGUGGAGUCUCCAUCUGGGAACUCCAACGUCUCCAUCACCUUCCAACAGAAGAGUCCACCCCAGUUCCACUUCCUGGUGCUGGGUAUAGUGGGGGUCUUUGCCGUGACGGUGGUGGUGGUGACUGUUGUCUAUGUCAAGCUGAAGGUGGACAUCAUUCUAUUUCUCAGAGAUGAUCUGGGCUGGCGUCAACACAACGUCUCUGAUGGGAAGCGUUACGAUGCCUAUGUGUUGUGUUAUAAGAGUGACACAGAGUCAGGUGUCAGUGAGGAGGACAGGCGUCAGGUGGAGGAGGUGCUGGAAGAGGAGUAUGGUUACAGCCUGUGUCUCUACGACCGUGACGUGCUCCCUGGGGAGGCGGUGGCUGAGGCGGUGCUGGGGUGUAUAGAGCAGAGCCGGAGACUGAUCCUGGUGCCCAGCAGCCUGGGGCUGAACCCAGGGCAGGACAGUCAGUAUAGUCUGCUCACUGGGCUCCAUGCUGCACUGGUGGAACGGCAGACCUGGCUGGUCCUCGUCCAGACAGAGUCAGCCCCAGACAGCCAGGUGGAUCUGGACCUGGACUCCCUCUCUGAGGCCCUGCGGCUGCUGGCCCAGUCAGGACACACCGUCACCUGGAGGGGCUCCCACUCCAAACCCCUCUCCUCACCCUUCUGGAAGGAGCUGCGUUACCGUAUGCCUGCCAGGACCAGACAGUGCCCCCCGAAGGAUGAGAGGACCAUUCUGUGAUUAUAUAGGCUCCAGGGCAGGGUUUGGGUUCAGUCAGUUCACAAAGUAAACUGAAAUUCAAAUUCAAAUGAAAUAAUGGCAUCUAUUUUCAAUGUUUUUGUUUUUUUUACUUCAAAUUGACCCCAACCCUGCUCCGGGGUGAAAUAAAUGCAUCUAACUUGAUUAAUGUGCCAUUUUUACCUAUUUACCUAUAAGAGUUUUGCCUAUAAUAGUUUUCCUUACCCCAGCAACAGAAUGCUGUGGGCUUACCCCAGCAACAGAAUGCUGUGGGCUUACCCCAGCAACAGAAUGCUGUGGGCUUACCCCAGCAACAGAAUGCUGUGGGCUUACCCCAGCAACAGAAUGCUGUGGGCUUACCCCAGCAACAGAAUGCUGUGGGCGUAUACCGGUCAUUAAAAAUAUUAAUGCGACUAGACCGCUGAUUGGCCAGCUCGGCCAAUGAGCCAACAUUAUUACAUCAUGUUCUGUGAGGAAAUAGCAAGAAGUGUAUUUGAGAUAUAAGUUUGAGGUGGGGUUUUUGUGUGUUUUGUUUUCUCAAAUGUAUACAUUGGCCACAAAUACGAGUAUAGGACAUUAUUUGGGUAUGAGUUAAUGGAAUAUGAACUUGUAAAAGUGAGAUUUUCACUGGACAGUUACUUUAAGACCCACUGACAUCCAAAACUACCACGACAUACUCUGCUUGUCCAGUGGACAGAAGACUUGUCUUUCUCGCUCUACCUGUUUCUCUCUGUUACCAGUCGGGGGCCAGACCCCCCCCCCCCCA
Messenger RNA from Salvelinus namaycush (lake trout), 2712 nucleotides. RefSeq names its product interleukin-18 receptor 1-like. Lineage: Eukaryota; Metazoa; Chordata; Actinopteri; Salmoniformes; Salmonidae. The record is from RefSeq and is a predicted model, not a curated record. The coding region runs from base 273 to 1949 and encodes 558 amino acids. The transcript is spliced from 12 exons. Gene Ontology annotation, biological process: signal transduction.